GAGAACAAGACUUUUCAACGCAAACCAAAAAAAGCCUUUAAUCUUUUGGUUCAGCCAAAGAAUCCAAAGGCCAAUUGCAUUGUUUAUUCGCGAUAUCACAAGAGCCUAAUGGAAAUCGUGUGCGUAUGCUAGUGUCUCCAUUUGCGCUGGCUGCGCAGAGCCAUUUGUGGUUUAAGCUACCCUGGACAACGCGCGCGAUCCAACAGCAACAUCACAGGUGACAGCCCUCUCCUUUCACCCUUGGAAUUGUUCCCAAGCGGAACACGUUUAAUCCGCUCCCAUGGAUGGAGAAGAAACGCGAAGAUCAUCAAUUCAAAUACCACUACCCUCGAAACCUCGUCCAUAUAGACCCGGCGACGGUCCCCCUUUAGCGCCUCUGAGACUCAGACCCGAACGAGACCACUCGACCGCGCAUUUAAUCGACAAGCGCGUAAUACCUGGUAAAGCUCGUAAUGGUGAAUUGCAGCUGCAGAUGUGCUACGUAGUUGGAUGGAAAGAUCUACCGGCUGCGAGAGUAGCUAUCCUUGCGACAAAUAUACUCGAUUACGUUUCACCCGGCGAGCUAGAGAACUUCGAGUACCAGAAACAAUUAGAAAGAGAUACCGGCAAGGAAACCGACAGGCGAGGAGCAUUGAAAAAAGAGGAGUUAGAUUUAGACUUAUUAACCAUUGCGAAAAAGAAGAAAGCAGUGAAACCUACAAGCGCGAUGGGAACUCCGACAACACCGGAUCCACCAACCCCUUCUGGUCGGAGGCGUCGAGGUCGACCGAGUAAAGCGGAGCUUCAGGCGCGCGAACUCUCUAAGCAGGCGAGCGUCAACGAUUCUGAGAGUAUCGAAGUAACGCUACCACCUACGAACACAUCAGGCCCGUCAUUAUCGACGCCGCAAAAGAAGCGCGUUAGAGAGAUUGUGACCGAUAUGGAGGAAAUGGACGAGGCAGAUGCGGAUGACGCGAUACAACAACAAUUACGCAGAGAGAGUGACGAUGCCGCUGAAGAUAUGGAUAUAGAGCUGGAUGGAGAUGAGGAUGAGGAUGAUAAGGGUGAAGAGACUAUGUCACUGGACAGAGUUCCCGAGGCCACGUCCUCGGGUCUCGAAAUCAGCUCGUAUGCUAGAAAUUUAUGGCUUCAUAAGGACACGACAUUGAUCAAGAGCGCUAACGGCAAUCUUGCACUGAAGUCAUCUACGAGUCACGUCCCCGUACCCGAAGUACUUCGAUCCAACAAGCGACCUUGGGAGCUUCCAGCAAUAACACCUCUCCCACCACCCAUGCCCAAGCCACGCAAACCAAUUCAACCAGUAAAUAGCCAACCACGCAAAAUACCUAUUCCACCUGGCAGGAAGCAAUCCACAACUCCUGUUCCAGUCCCCACACCAUUGAAAUCAGACAAGAAGAUUCCGCGACAAUAUCCCCAGCAAUUUCAAUUGCAAUUCCAACCGAAGCCAGAACCAUCAGUACCCAAACCACCCGAAAACAAGCAAUCUACAACACCUGUCCCAGUACCUCAAUACCCACGCUUCACAAAUAAAAAAUGCGAGCCUUCUUCAUCAGCCCCGCCUCCCCAACCACCCAAACCUAACUCGCAGCACCAUGGCUUUACCCCCGCCGGCCGAAGCUCCGGCCGCUGGCCCUCUGAAAUACCCCAAUCCUCCGGCGAGUUAGCCGUAAAUCCGCCCUUUAAAGGUCAAACCAAUACCUCUCCGCCCCCAAAGAAGUGUACACCUAAAUCGAAAACCAAGUCCACCACUGGCAACGGGAAGAUGUGGGUAGUAUCGCGUCUCGAAGGCGAUAAACUAGUCCACGCGCAUGGCUUGCGCACCCGUUUCUUCAAAGUACGGUGGGCCGGCGAAUGGCCCCCGGACCAGAACCCCACCUGGGAGCCGGAAGACAAUAUUCCCCCGGAAUUAAUUAAGGCAUACCUCAAGGGCAAGGCCAAGGCUGCAACGGGCCGUCGCAGGACCACCGGCUCGCUGACUAAUGGAUUCGACUCACCGAGUCGGAACCUCCGCUCCAGUCCCCUAACGCUGAAGAGAAAGUACUCCAGUGUCGCGGAAGCCUUCGCGGGGGACGCGGAUGAUCUGGACGAGCUACGAAAUAGCGCGGACAGUGGCGGGGAAGAAAACGCUACUGUUAACGGCAGCGGCGGAAGGGGUAAGAGGAGGGAAAUAGCACGAUACAAUUACUACGAAGAUGAAGAUGGGGAGGACGAGAUCCUAGUUGUCACGGCAGAUCAGGAAUCAAGCUUCAAGAGACGGGAAACCAAACCCAAGGAGAGGAUGGACGAGCUAGGCGCGGCUUUUAUGAGAGACCUCGCCGCCGCCAUCCAGCGCGGAAGUGGUGCUGAGAAGGGAAGUGGGAGUUAAUUAUUAAUGACCUAACUUAUCUAGGCCAGUUUUUGACUUCUUGGCAUGGCUUCAGGAGUGCAUUCCAUCGCAUUGCAGUAGGUGUUGCUUGGAACCGGAGUGCUGGAGAUAUAAGCGGUGGAGGGAGAUUUGUAUGCUUCGCGGAGAGGAGGCAUGACCAUGAGUAUGAGUGACCAUUGGCAUGCAUAAUACCCUACCUACCAUCCUAUUCGCAGAUGCUGAAGCUACGAAGAUUCCUAAUUAAUUAGCAGACGUCUCGUGCUACCGAUACUAAUAAAAAUUGUCAUGAAUCCUACUCCUCUUUACUUUCCCCCCUCCCCUUUAACCAUAAUAACUCGCCGGACACCUACGAUGGCAUUUAAUUAAUUCUCGAUCGCAUCACAUCACGUAUAACACGAGUCAAAGUUGGGAUCAACGACAGAUGUCAAUUGAUCGAGGUCCCGUGUCUCGCAUAAGACACGCAGAGAACCUCUCCAUAUGUCCUUCCGUACGUACAAGCAAACUCGAAGUUCCUAGCCAGCCCUCACUAAAACCGCCGCCCGCGCGAAAAAAAAAAGAUUCAAGAUCCAGUUUUUCCACCGGCGCAACUCCGCGAAAAUGCAAGACUUGGUACCUAAGUAUGUCAAGGUUAUGUAUCCCC
Messenger RNA from Annulohypoxylon maeteangense, 3005 nucleotides. RefSeq lists its product as uncharacterized. The transcript has a single exon. NCBI's taxonomy places the organism in Eukaryota, Fungi, Ascomycota, Sordariomycetes, Xylariales, Hypoxylaceae. Bases 281 to 2365 code for a protein of 694 amino acids. The record is from RefSeq and is a predicted model, not a curated record.